Condylura cristata (star-nosed mole) is the source of this 7732-nucleotide messenger RNA. It is a transcript of the gene GNA12, whose product is annotated as guanine nucleotide binding protein (G protein) alpha 12. Gene Ontology annotation, molecular function: GTPase activity; D5 dopamine receptor binding; G-protein beta/gamma-subunit complex binding. The annotation marks the transcript as partial. Lineage: Eukaryota; Metazoa; Chordata; Mammalia; Eulipotyphla; Talpidae. Gene Ontology annotation, biological process: adenylate cyclase-modulating G protein-coupled receptor signaling pathway; Rho protein signal transduction. The record is from RefSeq and is a predicted model, not a curated record. Gene Ontology annotation, cellular component: brush border membrane; heterotrimeric G-protein complex. The transcript has 4 exons.
GUACGGCGCUUGGUCAAGAUCCUGCUGCUGGGCGCGGGCGAGAGCGGCAAGUCCACCUUCCUCAAGCAGAUGCGCAUCAUCCACGGCCGUGAGUUCGACCAGAAAGCUUUGCUGGAGUUCCGCGACACCAUCUUCGACAACAUCCUGAAGGGUUCAAGGGUUCUUGUUGAUGCACGAGACAAGCUUGGUAUUCCUUGGCAGUAUUCUGAAAAUGAAAAGCACGGGAUGUUCUUAAUGGCCUUUGAGAACAAAGCAGGACUGCCUGUUGAGCCUGCCACCUUCCAGCUUUACGUGCCUGCCCUGAGUGCACUCUGGAGGGACUCGGGGAUCAAGGAAGCAUUCAGCCGGAGGAGUGAGUUCCAGCUGGGUGAAUCCGUGAAGUACUUCCUGGACAACUUGGACCGGAUAGGCCAACUGAAUUACUUCCCUAGUAAGCAAGACAUCCUACUAGCAAGGAAAGCCACCAAGGGAAUUGUGGAACAUGACUUCGUUAUUAAAAAGAUCCCUUUUAAGAUGGUGGAUGUGGGCGGCCAGCGAUCUCAGCGCCAGAAGUGGUUCCAGUGCUUUGAUGGAAUCACCUCAAUCCUAUUCAUGGUCUCCUCCAGCGAGUAUGACCAGGUCCUCAUGGAGGACAGACGUACCAACCGGCUGGUGGAGUCUAUGAACAUCUUUGAAACAAUAGUCAACAACAAGCUGUUCUUCAAUGUCUCCAUCAUUCUGUUCCUCAACAAGAUGGACCUCCUGGUGGAGAAGGUGAAGACUGUCAGCAUCAAGAAGCACUUCCCAGAUUUCAAGGGUGACCCUCACAGGCUGGAGGACGUUCAGCGAUACUUGGUCCAGUGUUUCGACCGGAAGAGACGGAAUCGCAGCAAGCCUCUCUUCCACCACUUCACCACCGCCAUAGACACGGAGAACAUCCGCUUCGUGUUCCAUGCUGUGAAGGACACCAUCCUGCAGGAGAAUCUGAAGGAUAUUAUGUUGCAGUAAAAGAGGCUGCCCCUUACUGUUGUGGUCCUUUCACGGCCCUCAAGGCCCUUGGUCAGAUAUCCCUGGCGUGUACUUGCCACCAGGCCUUGCAGGGGUGUUCUCAAAUGGGUGCCCUGCAACACCUGGCUCGGGAAUGCUGUCAAGCCAGCCACGCCAAAGUGCUCCCGGCAAAAGGACAAGGAAACUUUGAAGUUAGCUACUGAAUCCUGGGGACUAGUGAAACUACUGAAAAUCCAAGGGAUCGCUCCGGUAUUCACUUGUAAUACCUAAUAACAUAGCUUUCUUUCUUUUUGCAGAAACUUUAUUCUUUUCUGACACCAUUUAAUCAAGGAUUGUGUGUGUGUGCACGCGCACGCUGUCUUUAAUGACAAAAACCAACCAGCCUUGCAGAUGGCUUUUCUCUCUAACUUGCAAGUCUUCAGUGAGACACUAACCUGAGAACUUUGACUGUAGUUUUUAGGAAAUGAAAUGCAAGCUGAUGCUACUGAACUCAGUGCCCGAAUCCGGCCUGAGCCUCAGCCUGGGGUCUCAGUGCCACCUCCCAAAGUGAACACGUUGCCUUUUAAAGCUCUUUGUGCCAAUUUCCUGAGAGGCCCUGGCCCAAGGCAUUUUAGGUUUAGCUAAGGGCCCCCAGCUUCAGCUGGUGAAGUUGUGAGCUCUGAGGGUGUGGACCUGCCUUAAGCUCCUACUACCUGUGCCCUCUACCUGCCUUGUCAGAUUGCCCAGGGUGGAAAUGUGGGAAGGGCACUGACAGUGAAUGUUCCUCUACUACAGGCACACAGUGGGGCUGUCCAUACCACACACCCCGCCCCCACCCAUGGCAGACAUACAAGCCAACUGGCCUUGCAGGGGACCGUCCUGCCUUACGAUUCAUCUUCUGAUGCCCAAGUGGGCUGCAUGAGUAUUUCCUUAUUUUGGAAAUAGCAGCGCGCACUCUAUUCCUCUCAGGGGCCUCUGAAAGCUGGCAAGAUUACUGGCAGAGCUUUUGUUAAUGCCGCAGCUGCUUGGGGAGUCCCAACAGCUGACCUUUCAGCAAGUUCACAGACUGGAGAAAUCUCAGUUUCUUUAAACUGCCACUACACCUGAUGCCUUCGGACAGCUGGUCCCUGUCGUCAGUCCUCCCUUUAAUCUUGAUUCAUAUUGUAGCCUCCUGCUUCUGUUGUACACACAUAACAAGUAAAUGCUGUCAGACAUAGCCCUCAUGGCAGGGAGACUGCAGGAGGCUGUGAUGCUGAUGUGUAUGGUCCGUGUUACACUCAGUUAUCUUGUCCAGUUACCUGCCAGAUCCUUCCUUGUGUUUAAAAAUACAUUGCAUUCCAAACUGCCCCUUAUUGUGUAUUCCUGUGCUAAAAAAGUCUGUCCACCGUGUUUAGGACUUUCUCUAGUAUUUAAAAGGAAACAAAAUCUCCCUCUGUAGCUGGCACCAGAAUGUUACUGUGGUUGACAACAGUCCAAGGGCCUGCCAACCCCCAGGCACACUUCUCGCCAUCUCUCAGUUCAUUUUCAGCAAGCCAGAUAAGCAUAGAUCUUGUGGCAGAUGGGGCUGGGGGGAGAGGGAAGCCCUGCUUCUGAGUCACCCUUAUUAUCACACUGUGCUUAAUGAGGAGACAACAUGCAGUUCUCUCUCUUUCGGUGCUCAAGACUUUGUCAUGUCUGCUGGAAAGAAGUUGGUGUUUCUGUCCUGCUUCCUGUCGCUCUUCAUAAACUGAAAGGACGUGACCCACAAUUGGUGCCAUGACCACUGUUUAAAGGGGAAACGACACUCUCAGUAGGCUCCAUUGGGGCGGCCUAAUUCACAGCUCCCCUCUGGCAUGGAACAGCGCUGGCCCCAGACCGGGGCCUCUUCUCCUGGUCAGUUUCUCUCAUAUACAUUUGUGAGAAUUUAAGGCUGUUCCUUACCAACUAGAGGAAGAAACGCAGAGUAACAGAGUGUAUUACUUACUCUGUGAUAGGGAUCUUCAGUGUUCCACCACAAAGGUGGAAAUCCCAGUGAGGUUGUUUGGACUGCCUCCCUGAUGUGUCUGCAGCAAGCAAGAGCUUUCCCCUUUAACCUGUCCGAUUUACUUGCUGUCCAAGCCGAAGCACAUAUGUAGAGAGAUCGUGACUGUUGGAUGACUGGGCAGGGACAGAGUGACUGACACGUAGCCCCUGGCCCCGCUCCCCUCCUGGGCCUGGGCCUCCUGCUCACCAGAUCUUUAAAGGUGUCGGGCCCGAGUUCUGUGACCCUUGACUCAGAGAAGAUGCCCAUUUGCAAGGCUAAACUAAAACCAUUUACAACUUUUCUACACAGUUUGUAGUCAGUAUCUACAAAACCUUAGGCUUUUGUAUUUUUUAUUUUAAUUUCACUGUUAUCUUUGUUUUUUUUCAUCCACAUGUUGGAGAAGCAGGAGAUAGAGGGGCCUAGUCUAUCAAUAUUACUGCAAAAAUGUAGUAAACUUCCUCAGUAUACAGUUUCCUCAUAGUUAUACUGUUUACACAUGACAACACAUGUAGGUUUUUUUACUGAAUUUUUUUUUAAUCUUCUCCCUGUAGAGAAAUUGUUUCAAAGAUUUCAAGUUAUAUAGCUUUGUAAUUUAUAGAGACCUCUAGAAUUCUUCUCUUGUAAUUUUUUUUAACUACUUCUUACUCCAAGAUCAAAAAAUAAUCUUGAAACAAGAUGACUUACUUGGGGGGUCCUAGGAACCUCUGAUUUGGUGUUGCAGAUAAAGGCAGCAUGAGGAAAAGCCCAGAGACUGCUCAUGGUUUACACUCUGCGCUGUAGUGGCCUUGGUGAGGGGGAUCUGAUUUGAUGGUCUGGCUGCCUUCAGUCUCUUGACAUUCAUUCAGAUAAAUCCCCAGUCUUUCUUUGUUUCAUGUAAAUAGCACUCCACAUUCAAAACCAACAUUAAUUUUUUUUUUGUCCCCAAAAUUCAGAUCCAAUAACUCUAAUCUUAAUUUUACCUGAGGGUUUAUGCUGUGUUAAUCACAGCUUUUAUUUCCACACAUGCUACACAGAGCCUGACACACAAGAGUGAAAGUCUCUGGAAUACAACUUAAGAACAGGUGAUAGAGGCAUACACACAUAAAGACACACACGUGUGAGAGAGAUCGGGAAAGGCCCAUUGGCUGACACUUGACUGUCCAGAGACCCGGAAGAAAACCCAAGGGAACAGCAGAAUGGGAGAUUCUGUCAGCACGAACUUGGGGCUUUUGUCCCCAGCACAAAAUGGAGGAAACAACAGGAAGGACUUCACUACUGGCAUGGGCUGCCACCUGCAGGACUCUCCCCUAGGAGAGUUGCCCCUGGCCAUCACCUGGCAGGGCUUUGUGGUGUGCAGAGGUGUGGGCCAGCAGUGGGCUCAGCACUUUGUCCAGCUUCCCCAUUUAGAAAAAUUGAGCCAAAUGGUGAUUCUCAGCCCUGGCCCAACAUUUGGAUCCCUGAGGGGCUUUGGAAAGGCCCCAUGCUGAGCCGCCCAAGCCCUGGCCCUGGCCCUAGCCCCAGCCUGGCAACGUUCAGGGGAUUGAAUUCUGCAGCCGGUAGAAAGCCACCAAGUGGACAGUGUGGGCAGUGUCUUCUCAGCCCGUGAGAUUCUAUUCCGAGUUCCAUGGCCACUUAGUCUUCCCCUCACUGACAGCAACUGCCUCAGGAAGACACGGCAAAGGGUUUGAUUUGAGUGAGAUCAUCUCACCUGGUCUCUCAAGACCAGUGGGCUGUUCUUUCAGAUCUUUUGGUGCCUCUUUCUCCGUCAUGUUCAUCAGAUGUGCCCGGCGGCCUCAUGUUAAAAUGAAUCCUGGGCAAUUUGGAGGCUUUGCUGAAGAAAAGGACUAUGUUAAGGCUUUUUGACUUGCACAGCAGUCCGGGGUAGAUGCUCCUUACACGUGUGCUGCUGGGGCCUCCCUGACAGCCACGCUCCUGUCCCCUGUUCUGGUGGUUCGGAAGCGCAUCUGCCACCGGGAGACCUGAGGGCUCAGCACACACUGAAGGGAGGGGUUUACCAACUUGGACUUCACCUCCUUUUGUGAGACGUGUGUUGGGCCCUGAAGAGAAAGGUGUGGCAUGCCUCAAAGAAGAGGUGCUUCCUUACCUCAGUUCAGAGGUUCAGAUGCUGACGUGCUGUGCGAAUGGCCCUUCUGGGCACAUGACGUGCAGGAUUGCACUGUGUUCAGAGGCGGUAGGACCGGAAGCUGGCAGGGCCAUGGGCCUAUUUUGGAACCUGUUCCUGCCUUCUGGUGGCUGAGGGAAGACUUGAGGCUGCUUUUGUGGGUCUCUACUCUUUUGCAACUGGGUCACUUUCCCAUCAGCAUCUGCUAGAACUAGAAAGCUGAUUGUUUCUCGGUAUUCAGGAUGAGUAUUUUGAAAUGAGAGGGUUUAACCUCCAUGCUGCUGUUGGUAUCUCUUCAGAGCACAAACACAAAGCACAAUAGUUAACUAAUUGCCAAAGCACCCCAGUGCCCCUGUUCUCGCCUGGGUUUAGCCUGAUGCUUCACAUCCAGCGCCGCCUGGCAGUCAACUGCCUGCCUACAGGGAUUCGCUCAUCUUGACAUAGGGACCUCUCAAAGCCUGGGGGUUGGCGGAGAGGGCGGGGGGCGGGGGGGCGCUGGUUUGAGGGCUCAGAGCUAGGUCUUGCAAUCUGUUGAUUUUUGCCUCAUCUAUGCCCUGCUCAGCUGGUCCCAGGAAAGCUGAACUUUCCCAGGGCUGUAAUCCCAGAUCACAGGAAAUAAGUAGGCUUUCAGAUUUCUUGUCAGGAAGGGUAAUCCUAGGAAUUGGUGUCCACAUGUAGCAUGGCUAAGGAAAUGGGGUGACCUCAGAACAGACCAUGGAGUUCCUGCCCGGAAGGACACACUACGCAUGGGACAAUAGGGCUCUCUCCUAGCAGCGCAGGCCACGGUGUGCCUGAGACACAGAACUGCUCUUACCUCCAAGCCCAUCCUGCCUUGUCCCUCCUCACACACCUAUUAUCAGUAUUCGGCAAAACAUCUUAAAAUGGGGGUUCUUAGACCCCAAAGACUGCCUCUGAUGGGCAGUAAAUGUGACUGCUGCUCACUUUACAGAAGUGGAAACCUGGCUUGACCUGAUAAGUAGGUUCUGGUUUUGAGUGGGUUGCAGAAGGUAGGUUGUUGGUUGGUUUCUUGGUUUCUUUUUGUUUUUCCUUCAGAUGGUUUUGUGUGUGUGUGUGUGUGUAACAUGAACCAAAUGAAGCGCUGGAGCUGUUGCUUGGGGUUCUUUAAUUCACCUGCAUUUCCUCUCAGGCGGCUGGUUAGCAGAGGGGCAGUGUAGGAAGCACCAGGCUGUGAGCGACUAGGAAAGGGCUUCCCUUUUCUGCCCUGUCCUGUUCCAUGAAAAUAAAGGGCUGUUGUUCAAACCUGCCGAUUUGGCGCCUUUCUGUGAACACUGAAUUCACUUUAUUUUGUGUUUUUGGAACUGAUGUAUUACAGUCAAACAACAUAAACCCAGCUAUUCACAGUCAAGGUGGAGUUUCCUCUGAAAUUGCAUGUCCCCAACAGAUGGCAGAGCCAGGCCUGCUCUGGGGUGUCCUGCUUCUGUACCCCCAGUUGACUCAGACUAUACAUGUCCUUGGGUAGGAGGGGCUGGAAGCCCAAGUGAGGGGUAAUUUAAGAACUUGACCCUCUCUGAGCAGGGUAUAAACAAGCCCUGUGCUGGUGCUUCCUGGGACUAGUACAGAGGUUCCUGUCUGCCAAGUGCUUGGGGAUCCCUGUGGUGGAGAGGAGCUUGCAGGGAAGACCUGUGUUGUGACAGCCCAGAGGCUGGUCUGUGCUGCCCCCGCCUGUCCAGCAGGCUGCAUUUGGGCUCCUGUUCCUCCAUGCGAUGCUGGCUCCUGUGGACCUCCCACAGCCUGGAGGUGACACACACUCUCCCUCCACCACCUCUCACCUUGCCUUCCUCAGAAAGGGUCAGUGCCAGCUGCCAUCAGAGCUCUCGCAUCUAAGUGACUUUGGAACUCAGGCUGCAAAAAUUGAAGCAGAUUGGAUCUGCAGUCAGGCCAGCAGUCUGCUCUCUGUGGCUCACCUGCUCCCCCAGGCUGUCAGGACGAACCUGCACCUCUUCUCCAGAACCCCCUGCAGACAGGUGGACAGCCAUGUCAGGGAGCGGUGUGCCAAGGUGUAUUUGUGAGAGGACCCCUUGCAGCCUGGGGAAACCGUGGCCAGUCUCUUCAUCAUGCUUUCCUGUUAGUCUUUAGCAAGCCUGGGUAUGAAGAAAUUUGAAAUAGACCUCUAUCGUGUGUGCCCAUCUCUAGACUCUCAAGCACCCAUUAUGCAGACUGAUCUAAAACAUUCCCAAAGGCCUUCCAAGCCAGCCAGCACUGACGAGUCUGCCAUCCUGUUGACAGAUGUGCAGCCAGGAAGCUGAGUGUUAAUACUCUGACCUCUGCCGGCACCCACUGUGUGCCGUGUUCUGACGGUGCCUGGUGUGCAGCCCCGGACGCCACCCCGGGGCCCUGCAGACGAAGGUAGAGGUGGCACUUCAGCGUCAGCAGCUACUGCAGAAGCCAACUUUGAACCCUCCCGGGACUUUACACGUAGAAAGGAAAUUCCGAGAGUACCCGCCAAGGGCGCCAUCAGGGGCCUCCCCUGGAAUGCCCCCGCGGCCCCCAGCCCACCUGCAGGGGACUGGGCCUACACCAGAAGUCUCUGAAUACUGUGUACGGGGUAGAACAUAUGUUACAAAGUGUAAAAAUGUAUUUUAUAGCUACAGUGCUUAGUCUAACAUGGUUUUGUACAUAUGAUUUUUAUAACUCUAUUAAAA